This is a messenger RNA of Paramecium tetraurelia, 963 nucleotides long. RefSeq lists its product as uncharacterized. Gene Ontology annotation, cellular component: cAMP-dependent protein kinase complex. The transcript is spliced from 4 exons. NCBI's taxonomy places the organism in Eukaryota, Ciliophora, Oligohymenophorea, Peniculida, Parameciidae. Gene Ontology annotation, biological process: peptidyl-serine phosphorylation; signal transduction. The record is from RefSeq and is a predicted model, not a curated record. Gene Ontology annotation, molecular function: cAMP-dependent protein kinase activity; ATP binding.
AUGAAUAAUCCUAGUCCUUAAAAACUAUAAUAAAUCGACAUUGAUAAAAUAUAGAUACUCACAGAUAUUGAUAAAACACAUUAAUCCACAGUAUCCAUUAACCUAAUAAAAUACGAAUCGCAAAUUAUGGUCUAAAAAAGCAUCUUACUCAGCUCUUUACAGACUCAAUAAUAGAUUUAGCAUUUGCAUAAUGAAAGAUAAGCUUUGCAGGAACUUGAUUACCCAUCAAUUAAUAAAAUUAUUGCUACUAAGAAGGAUGACUUAAAUAUUCAUUUAUUUUUGAAAUUCGAAAAAGGAAUGCCAUUACAUAAAUUAUUAAGAAACGUGGGCAAAAUUAAUCAAAAAUUUUCUACUCUAUUUUUUAUUCAAAUUUUGAUCACUUUUAAUUAUCUUCAUGAAAAUGGUUGGCUUUAUAGGGAUUUAAAGGCUUCUAACGUGAUCAUCACUUAGGAAUUUAGAGUUAAACUGAUUGAUUUUGGAAUGGCUAAAAAAAUUGAGAAGGGUAGAACCUCAUCAUAUUGUGGUACAAUUCAUUCAAUGCCACCUGAAAUUAUAAAAAAUGAUGGAUAUGAAUAUGAUUAUUCUUUUGACAUCUACACGAUAGGCAUUUUGUUUUAUGAGAUGUUAGUAGGAAAACCUCCUUUUGGAUUGAAUGUAUAAGGCAUAGAAUAAAGAAUUUUAGAAGGGAUUAAAGAAGAUUAAUUAUCAGUAAUAGAGGACAUUAAAAUAAGAGAAUUAUUGAAGAACCUUUUAUCGCAUAAUCCGAAACAAAGACCAAAUUGUUAAUAGUUAUUGUAAGAAGAUUUUAUCAUUUAAAAUAAUUAUAAUGAGAUUAAAAAGUUUAUGGAAAAUGAGGAAGCAAAUCUAAAUAGUUAUAAGUCUGAUUUAUAUGAUGAAGAGAUAUAUUUAUAUUGUACAUAAUUUGCUUUUAAUGAAAACGAUAACGAUGAUUUUGACUUUUGA